AUGGAGAUAUCGAAUCUUCCCAUCUCCCCUUCACACAGGGGGAAGUUGCUCUCGGCUGGCUACAGUACCCUCGCGUCCCUCUCCUCCAUCUCCCCGAAGCAACUCGCCGAAGGUACCUCGACUUCUUACUCGCAAGUUUUUAGUAUGAAUCUGGCGUUGCUUGCUGUUCGAUUGGACUCGGGAUGUCAGUGUAUGAGGUCAUGUUUGUAUAUUCAGUUUUACUUUCACUUCUGAUCGUGAAAGACGCGAGGUACGAAGAUGGAUAUUAUCGGCACGUUGAUCCCCCUCUUCUCCGGAUUAAGAGGUUUCAAAAUUUCGUUCAUGAUAUCUCUUUUGUUAUAACCUACACUCAGCUGAAGUUCUGGCGAAACUUCUGCCAACUUCGUAUUCGUCGGACAGGCAUCUUUCCAAAAGUGUAUCUUUCCCCCCUCCAGGAUCGUUUUCAACGUUAUAAACUUUGAUUAUUCAUCUCUUUGUUCCUGUCAGUCGUUCAUUUACAACUGUGUGACUCCAUGAAUUUCUUUGGCCUCCGUCAUUCUUUGCUGUUCAUUUCAUAAAGGGAUAAGUAAUAUUACUGAGUGAAAAAGAUAGUCUCAGUUACUGAGUGGUAGUUUGCUGGAGUCCACAUUCAGUCUCUGUUUUUUCUUCAUACAAGGUGGAUGUUACUUCGGUAGUCCUUUGAGACCAAGGAUGAAUCGAUGAGAAGAGGUGAACCUUUAUCCAAUCAUGACUUUCAUUAACUUCUUAAGGUAGUAGGUCCAAUCAAGUUGCUUAGAUUUUUUCUUCGCUCAAAAACAAAAAAAGGUUUCUCAUGUUUUCAAACAUCAAGGGACUGUUGUCCAAUCUUUGAGACUCUCAUAAGGUAGUGUUUUCGGAGCAAAAAUGCUCCUUUCUUUUCCUUCUUUCAGCUGCAGAAAAACGGUGGGGCAAGGAAGCAUAAUUUGGAUUAAAGUUUUUUUCAGCAACAAGAUCACAUCAUUUAUCGUAUACACGUUUUACAUCUUGUUACAUGGGAAUAUGGAUCAAUGAUCACAUCAUUGUAGUGAGAAGUAUAUAAAGUACCUGAGAUAACUGCUUCUGUGCUCUUGUAUUUUCUUCAUGCCUGCGGCAAUACUAAUAGAAGGUAGUAGUACGUUUGGAUCUCAGCUGUGAUACUGAAGCAUCUGCGGCAUGUGUCUUGUGUCUCAUCUUUUUCCUUAGAGUUGAAUAUUCCACUUCAAGAGGCUAAUGACAUCCUGAAGGCGACAUCAGAAUUGAGUAGAUUCGAAAGAUGGGAUGAGGGUAUGUUUUUUCAACAGACCUGGUGCUUUUUUUCCUCUAGAUUGGUUCAAUAUUUCUCUUUAUCUCACGUAAAAAUGAAAUAUCAAUAACAUCAAUACUAAAAGGUCAAUCAAUCAGGAAAGGAACACCAUUGGUAUAACAUUGUGGUAAUGAUAGAUUGAAAGUAAGAUACAUGUUACACGCUCUCUCCUGCAGGUCCUUCUACUGGAGCAAGUCUCUUAUCUCACACUGCAGCUAGAACUGCUUGGGAUAUGCUAACAGAUGAACAGACGACGAGACAUAUUACUACUUUCAGUGGGGAACUCGACGCAAUCCUCGGAGGGGGGAUACACUGUAACGAGAUUACUGAAGUUGGUGAGCGGUUUCUUUUUAACUCUCUCAUCUUAGCCAUUCUAUCUAGUAAAUAAUUAAUAACAAUGAUUCCAAUGACAAACAUGUCACUAGAGAGACUAUAACUUGGUUAAAUGCCUAAUUUUAUAAUUUUAUUACUGUAGCAUUUUUAAAUAUUUUACAGCUUUGUUCUGUUCGUGAUGUUUAGCUCUAAGUAUAUGUUCGAUCCACUUCAUGGCCUGAAAGUGGUUAGGUUAUCUAGACAACAUAAUAAAAAUGCUAUUCCUUGUAGCAACCACACGACAGAUCGUUCAGUCUUAUAUCUCUGUACGCUUCUUUAUUUCUACGGAUGCUUUGAAUAAUUGAGGUUUAUAAUGAAUUUAAUAUUUCUUACCGCUUAAAUUUUAUUUUCAAUUGCUUUCUGUAUGGUCGAAUUGGUAUCCCAUGGAUAUAAUAUCUACAUACGAGUCAUUCCACAAAAAAGGUUAUAUGGUUAUAGAACGAUGACAUUCUGCUUUUUGAAUAUGGGUGAAGGCACUGUAAAUGUCCUGACAUAAUGUUAUUUUACGUCCAUGAUGAGCCAUGGUGACUCCCCUGAAUUAAACCAAAAAUUAAAAAAUCUAUGAGGAUUCUCACUAGACAUGUUAUUAUUGUUUGAUUAAUAUUUUCCAGGUGGAGCACCGGGCAUUGGUAAAACACAGUUGGGGUAUGCACCGUCACCCCAGCCAUCUAUUCAGUGAGUACCAUCUUCAUGUCACCAGCAUAUACCUUGGAAACAUGCAGGAUCCAGCUUGCUGUUAAUGUCCAAAUUCCUGUAGAAUAUGGCGGUGUCGGUGGUAAAGCUAUUUAUAUAGGUACAGCCUUUUUUUUUCUCAUUUCCCGUGAAUUACACUACUUAUCUCCUUCUCCAGUGUUCAUUGUUUCAUCGUUCCUUGUGACAGACACAGAAGGCAGUUUUAUGGUAGAACGUGCUCAUCAAAUUGCUGAAGCUUGCAUUAGGAAUACCCUUGACAGAAGUAUUCUUCAUAGGAAGGAUUUGCAUGGCAUUGAAGCAAAGAUGCAGCCUAACAAUUUCCUGUCGAACAUCUUAUAUUUCCGUGUUUGCAGCUGCACUGAGCAAAUCGCUGUGAUAAACUACUUGGACAAAUUCCUGGAAGAGCACGAAAAUGUAAAGCGAUUAUUUAUUUUUCAGCGAAACUUUCACAUAUCUCGCUUUUAACUGGUCCUACGAGAUUUUUUUUUCAGUCAUACUAUCGAUGCCCCCUAAUCUCAUGAUAGUAAGCUAAGGGAAACGUGGGCCCAAAUAGUGGUUUUGCCUGAAAUGCCAUGACCCAUUUCUUGUCUCCUUGGUACACAGGCGCACGCACACAGCUCAGAUAUCUACUGAUAAUCGAAUCAACAGAGGUUGAGUGAUUCUGUCCGCUUCUUGGUGCUGACUCUAAUGACUUGUUAUUAUAAAGGCUAUUGAAUCUAGAUGUUAUUCUAGGACCCUUGUGCACCGAGUCCCCAGCCAUCUCGUUUUACACUUAUUUCUGUCCAUUACUGAGAUUUCUACCUCAGCAGCUUUGGAGCUCCCCAAGAACCCUACCUCAAGACGUAGGGUAAAAAUAUUCAAACCCAUGAAACAAAUUCGUACUGAAGAAGUAAAACAUGCCAAAAGAAUUCCAUUUCUGUUCUCUUUUCUUUGGCAAGAACCUAUUUCUGCUCGCCUUUGCCUUCACACUCUUCUGCAUUCUUCUUUUCUCGUGCAAAUCUAUGCCAACUGGAGGCCCACUUAUUUCUUCAGCCUGAUCUUGAUUUUGCAUCUUGUUUCGCUGUGUUUAGAUAGCUUUAUUUCUCACCAAGACAGCCCAUACGGAUCUUCCUUUAUUUGAAUUUCAAUCAGUAUGGAAGAUAUCUAAUCAGAUUGGCCGGCCUGAGUCAUGAGUUUUUUUGGAGAGAAGUUUUGUGGAAUGUAUCCAAUCUGACUUAGGGCUGACGUGGGCUGUUACUUAAUAUUCUUGUUAUUACUUCUGUCUGUAUUCUUCUGUAGGUGAAGAUCGUCGUCGUGGACAGUAUAACGUUUCAUUUUCGGCAAGAUUUUGAGGAUUUUGCCCACCGAACAAGGUUGCUCAGUGGAAUAUCUCUGAAGCUGAUGAGACUUGCCAAAAGGUUCGGUCUGGCAGUAAGUUCACUUCUUUGCUUCAUGUGAGGAAUAUUAACGAGAAAAUAUUAUUUUUAUAAGCCCUGACUGUUAUUAAAUCGGUGUAAACGCUGGUAAAAUUCUGGUUUAAGAAGGCUUCGAUUGCUCAUUUUGCCCAGUUCUAAAACUGGAAUAUCGAUCGAAUUGUCCUGGUUUAACUGGGCUUUGAUUUAUCCCAUUUAAAGCUUUUAACUGGGGUCCGUUUGUGAUAUUUCUGCAACAUAUUCAGCAUUUCUCUCUUGCUUAAAAUCAUGUUUUUCUCUCCUUCAAACUGUAAAGAUGAUCUACGAAGAACUAUUUAUUUAUCUUGGCUGUUUUCACUCAUUAGAGUCGAUGCGUGCACCCUGUUCUUACCACAGUCCGCUUUGAUCCACGCUAUUGUUUGACUUGAACAGGUCGUGCUGCUAAAUCAAGUGACUACCAAAUUCAUCGACGGAUCCUUCCAGUUGACCCUCGCCCUGGGUAACAUAUCAAUCCGUUGACCUUCUAUUAUAACAGUCGACUUUCUCUCUCUCGAUUUAUCCAUCUAUAUAUGUAUACAUCUCUCUGUGUGUGUGUGCGAGUGAUUGUUUAUUCUGGUGGACAGGAGACAGCUGGUCGCAUGCGUGCACGAACCGAGUCGUUCUGUACUGGAACGGGAACGAACGGCGCGCGCAUGUCGACAAAUCUCCCUCUCUUCCCCCCGCGUCGGCUGCCUUCUGCGUGGCCAGCGAAGGUAUCCGAGACGCCCUUCCCCACUAUAAGAGACCCAGAAUGGCGUGA
Molecule: messenger RNA, 4555 nt
Organism: Spirodela intermedia
Lineage: Eukaryota; Viridiplantae; Streptophyta; Magnoliopsida; Alismatales; Araceae
Source: the annotation of a GenBank genome assembly